This is a messenger RNA of Metarhizium album ARSEF 1941, 1941 nucleotides long. RefSeq names its product RNA polymerase II transcription factor related protein. NCBI's taxonomy places the organism in Eukaryota, Fungi, Ascomycota, Sordariomycetes, Hypocreales, Clavicipitaceae. Gene Ontology annotation, biological process: transcription by RNA polymerase I; transcription by RNA polymerase II; nucleotide-excision repair. The record is from RefSeq and is a predicted model, not a curated record. Gene Ontology annotation, cellular component: transcription factor TFIIH holo complex; transcription factor TFIIH core complex. Bases 1 to 1941 code for a protein of 646 amino acids. The transcript has 2 exons.
AUGGCCGCCCCGGCAGGUCGCACUUUGUUUAAGAAGAAGGAUGGGAUCCUCACCUUGACCAGGGACUACCAAAUUGUCACAUGGACUCCAAAUAGUGGUGGGCCACCAACGAUUUCUUUACCAGUGUCUAACAUCACGAAUCUUCAGCAGACCCCAGAAACGGCUGCCAAGGUUAUGUUAAAAAUAUUUGAAAAGGCAGACAACGGAGGUGACCCUGCAACAUACCUUUUCCACUUCAAUACAUCAGAGGCAAAGGCCGAGGCAAAGGCCGUCAAAGAUGUCCUGUCCAAGAUUCUGGCCGACAUGAGGAGCAACGAUGCCGGCGUUCCUCGUCCAUGUCUCGGCACGCCUACGGCCGGAGGUGUCUCUACUCCUGCCGGCGCUGGCAGCGGGUCAGCGGCCAUGGCAUUUGCAACCGCAGUAAACUCCCAGGCGUCGUCAUCAGUGAGGUGGUUCGAUGACAAUCAGCUGAAGAAUGACAUAGAGCUGCAACAGUCGCUGAUGAAGAAAGAUAAAAGUCUUCACCAAACGUACGUUGAGGCCAUAACCACGAAACCAGAAUCGAUAUCUGGUGCCGCGUUUAACUCACAAUUUUGGUCUACGCGUACGAAUUUACUCAGAGCCCAUGCUAUUGAAAUAAAUCAGAAAAGGGGGGCUUAUAAUGUCCUGUCGACAGUCAAGCCACGCACCGUCGACGGAGAGCUCAAGCUCAACAUUAGCGUCGAGCAAGUUCAAAUGAUAUUUGCGCAGCAUCCACUAGUUAAACGCAUCUAUAACGAAAACGUCCCAAAGCUUUCAGAAGCUGAUUUUUGGUCCCGAUUUUUCCUUAGCCGUUUGUCAAAGAAGCUCAGAGGGGAGCGGAUAACCGACAGUGAUUCUCAAGAUCCCCUCUUCGACAAGUAUGAUGUCACUGAAAAUACCCAAGGCGUUCAAAGCAAAAUCAUGGCUCAAAGUGUCCCUCAUAUUAUCGAUCUAGAAGGGAACGAGGAAAACCAGGGAGGGAUCAGAAGUGGAAACGCCAAAGAUGCUGAGAUGAGGCCCAGGGCAAACAUACCUAUCGUGAAGACUUUGAACACUCUUAGCGAGAAGAUUAUGGCCAACGUCGCGCCGUUUGAUGUGUAUGAUGACAAUGGUGACAGGGAGCGGGAUGAGUUCAACGAGCUGGCACUUCGAGACUUGCGUGCCAGUACUGCCGAGCACCGCAUCAUGCUCAACGUGAAGGAGCAAAAUAGUUUUUUCCAAAAACAAGACUCCGCACCGUCAGAGAAUGCUCGUGUGUUUGCGACACAAAAACCAAAGGAGGUUUUGUCCAGGAUUCGGAAUACACUGCAAAAAUUCGAAGCAGAGUCUAGCGAAGGCGCCAGCUUGCGGGCUGCCAUUUCGUUCGAAGACGAAAGCGACAGUGACGAGGAGGGCCAGAAACAUAUGCAAGUCGGAUCCAGAGCUGCCAUCAAAGUUGCCGAAAAGGAGGUGAUGGAUGGCGUUCUUCAACAGCGGGCGCAAAAGUAUGGCCACAGCACGGACGCAACGUCUCCCAUGGGUCUUCCCCCUGCCAUCACAGAAAAAUGCACCCUCACGCACGCUACAACGCUCGAGUUUCUUCAUCAAUUCUGGACUGCGUUUCUCUCAGGGGACCCAGAUCGUGCAGCUGAGCUGCAAUAUCUAGCGGAAUCUCUGAAACUAUCAGCGGCCCGCAUUUCCGCUGUUGCGGAGGACGCUGACAAGGAACGAGAGAGCCUCAUCCGCCAGCGUAAACAAGAGAUUCGUAAUCAUUUUGAACGUACGGGGAAGAAAAUCAGAUGGAAAUCUGACAUGGUUGGCGGUGGGCGCGACGCCGUUCUCAAACUAUUGCAGCCGGUGCUCGAUGCUCUGGACAAGGCACGAGCUGAAUACUCGAGAGCUCUUGCAGCUGAGGGAAUUCAAGUAUCUACCGAGAGCUAA